Molecule: messenger RNA, 4004 nt
Organism: Styela clava
Lineage: Eukaryota; Metazoa; Chordata; Ascidiacea; Stolidobranchia; Styelidae
Source: RefSeq, a predicted model, not a curated record
UAAUUUAGUAAAGUUACUUUUAUUUUGACAUCAUCAUGAGGAAUAAGCAAUAUGCGUUUGGAUUAUGCUUUAUGGCUAUCGUUACCAUCGCUUUAUUAGCGGCCAGUAUUGGCACCAUCGAGUGGGCAAUUUUGAAGGUAGUUCCUAACGACAACAACAAUGUAACAUAUUGUGAUGUGACAAGAAAAAUGGGGUUAUUUCGCUUUGAAGAUGUUGUAACUUCAACAACGAGUUGCCUCAAUUCCGGUCACUUAUUGUCAGCGAGUGUUUAUGACGAAAAUUACCUGAUCUUCAAUCACGGCCUCUUGCAGGCAGUCAUUGCAUUUUGUGCUCUCGGAAUCAUCUGCAAUCUCAUCACAAUGGGUGUAGCAUCGUUCAAUAUCUGUUCGAACCCAUAUGAGCAUUAUCUCACACCCAUUGCCAUGUUGAUCUACAAUGCUGUCGGACUUGUGUUGUCUCUUGUUGCCGUGAUCUUAUACACUGUGCUGCUAUAUGGCGAUUUACAGGACCCCCUUGUUGCAGAGUACCCUGGUUCCCCAGCUACCGGCAACAUUUAUCAAUCUGUGUACGGAGUUGAAAAUUCAUAUUUUGGAUUCUCGUUUUUCCUUGUCGUUGUGGCGAUCAUCACCCAAUUAAUUGGAAUACUUCUCGCUGCGAUGUCCGAGCGUAGCGUCGUUGUCAACUGUUUUAAAAAGAAAGAAGAACCAAACAACAAUAAAGGCCAGGAUGUUAUGAUGUUCUAAGAACUCAAAUUAGCUGUAUUGGAUGAAUUGAACAUUCAGAACCAAUUAGAGUUUUUCUGUAGAGUAUAUUCUUAAUUUUAGAAACAAUUUAUAAUGUGUUUGUGAUUCUGCGCAAUGGGUAUCAGAUGUUGUGCCCCUAGAUCAGGUAUAUUCAAAUUCUAAAACCGUAAAUAAUUACCAGCUUCCAUAUGUGUAUCAGAACUGAGGAUGUACAUAUAGUUCAUUCUAAAAUUCUAUCUUCCUCGUAUCGCUAUAGCUUUCUAAAACUGCUAAACGAUUUAUUUUAUUUUGGGUUUCAAGCAUUUAAAAUUAUUAGAUUCUUUGAAGUAAAUUCUUGAAUUUAAAAAUAAUUUAGGAAAUUUCCAUUUGAAGUAUGUAAUUCUGCUCAAUAACUUCAGAUGUUUGGUUUAAAAUAUAUAAAUCAUGUUUUGACAUAAAAUGGUUCAAAAUCUGAAAUAGACCUGACUUUUAGGGUUCUGUAAUUAUGACUCCCAAUUUUAUUGAGAAGUUUGAAUUUAGCUAAUCCUUUCCAAAUUCGAAAAUACAUCUCCUGUUCUAGUACUUGUAGAAAAUGCCAAACUAAGAAGACCUUUGCUUGCACAUAUGACUGAUUCAGCAUUCCAUGAUCUGUUUAUCUGCCUUCGUGGUUGAAUUUUAGUAUUUUUAUUUUUCAGCGGUUCUUCAAUUUGUACUGACAUAUGGUUGGCAUUUCUUGUUUCUGUUUGCUUAUUCCGAGCAUUUUCCAUCACCAAAUUCAAUUAUGGAGAAAUUUUUACUGAUCUGUUUGAAUUUCUCUAUUGGGCAUUUAAUGUAUAAAAUAUUUUGUGUAAGUAAGUUAUUGUUACCAUGACAACUCAGUUUUAGAAUCCUUGAUGUUCCACUUCUUAUUUAAUUUUCAAUUUCUGCGUACCAUUCUUCAUAUUUCCGUUUUUAAAACUUUAGAGAGUAUUCCACUAUUGGUGCUAAUUUUUUAAUAUUUUAUCAAGUGCAAAAGUCUCACUGUAGUUUUUAAUCACUGUAGUACAAAAAAUCAUUACUAAUCAUUUUCAUAAUCAUGACUCGUUAAUUUUUGUCUCUGAUAAUAUUUUAUGUACCUAUACUUGUUUUAAUAUAUUAUUUGACAAUGUUGCAAUCUGCUGCAUGCGGCAACGUUAUUAAAAGUAGCUUAUUCAUUCAGUAAAUAUAUUAUGAAUUUAUCCCAAAUCUGAUUUAACCCUGGCUGAGCUAAUUGCGUUGCGGUAAAUCCAGAUUAGCAUAUGUCAAAUUUUAAGCUUUUGUGAAAAUCACUUUUUUAUAAUAUAAAAAUUCAUAAACCUGAAAAUGACCAUCAGGUACUACAUAAAAUUUGAACUAAAACUCUGUAGCCUAUAUAGUUUUAAACUCUAGCAGUCCCUGGUCCAUAACAACAGAAGAUCAAAAAGUUUAUUCUAAAAAAUGUUACAUAUGCUACUUUGCUUUUACUGUGGCUUCGGCGAUAUAUAUUGUUUGCCACUGGCAAUGAUACCUGCAAAGUUUCAAAAUUUUUAUCAAGUGAACAAGUUUCACUGUAGCUUCAAUUCUUUAUAUUCCUAUCUUGUUAAUCAAUGUUUUAUUUUGCUAUUUAUAAUGGUCGAACUCUGUGAAAUGUUUAGAUUAAACUAAAUUCAAAAUAAUGCUUUUCAAAACGGUAAGAAUUGAAAUAAUCAACCUUUAUCAAUCAAACUUAACAUUAAAUGAUUAAAAUUAUGUCUCAUUUGGAGUAUUUGGCAUACAAUGAUUUUCUAUUCAAUUGAGUAUCUGUGGGAUUAAAUACUUUUCCUUCUUCCAGCUAUGCCUUGGUGCCAGUGGAAACAUGAAAUACAAGGAUUUUGUAAUAGAAUAAAACAGCUUUCGUAUGUGAUUUUGCCGUCUAAUGAGGCGGUGGGAAUUUGUUUAAUAUAAUGUAAGAUUUGUCAUGGGGUGAUGGUUUCUCUGUUGAACGGACGAAUAUAGCGAUGAUUAACUUUCCAAAUAAAUUGUAUUUUUAUUCAUUCAAAUCCUCUCAUGAAAUGUAAAUAAUUAUGUGGCAAUAUUAGAAUCACAAUAUCAGUACGGCCCACAGUUGCGUAAUUUACCUACCAUUCCUUGAUUUUACCUUCAUUUCUAAGUUUCUAAUUUCAUCAUUUUAGCGAUGUAGUUUUUUUUUUUGCUUAAGUAAUUAUGUCUGUGUUGUCAUCAAUAAUAUUAUUCCACUAUCUUUCGAAUUUGUUAUAUUAUUGAAGUAAAUAGCUGAUUUUAUGGUAUAGUUUGGUAUAUUUCCCAUUCUAAAGUUGAUUGUUUUUGUGUCAGUGUAAUGAAGUUUUUGAAUCUUGGGAAAACAAUGCGUGAUAAUCAUGAUCCUGGUCAGAGACUAAUAUUAUUAGAGUACAAUGAGUUAAUAUUCUGUUUUUGAAAUUAUUUGGAUAAACUUGGUCAGCAAAGUCUCGAUAUUUUUUUUAAAAUUGCUCGAUAUCAUAUAUUGUUUUAGCCCUCACAAAUAGCUUAAAUGAAGUAAACAUAGUUACUGAUUAAAAUACAACAAACCUGUUUAAGUUAUAUAGAGAACUGACUUCAUAACAAAAUUGAAAUUGUGAAGGGACUUUGUGCACACCCUGUAUUUCCCUCCUAGAAAUUGAAUGGAUACUGACAGAAAGUUUUGAAAUCUCCAGAAAACAACGAACCCAUAAUCCCAGCUAAUGUCAUAGUACCCAGGAAUUUCUGAACCAAAUUGAAAAAUAUUAUUUUAUUGGAUUUGAAAUUUUUUAUUAAUAAUAUUGUAAAUCUUGGGAUUUUAGAGAAAAUUCUUUAUUAGAAAUUUAUUUUUAGUAAUUAUAGCUUACAGCUGAACUGAUUUCUAUAUUUUAUUAUUUUCCGAGUAUUCACUUACAGACAGUCAGACUAACACAAAUUUCAGAAUCUCCAGUAAAUAUUGCCAUAAUUCUAGAAUUGUGUCCCAUUGUCAGCGAUUCCCAAACAAAAUUAAAUAUCAUAACAAAGAAUUUGAAAUUUGUUAUAUUAAAUAUAGUAUUUUUCCAAAGUUGUGGGCAGAACCAAACGAAUUGGUUUAUUUUUUUUCAAAUCUCAAAUUAAUUUUUCUCCAGAUAGUGACACCUAAUCCAAUCCCAUCACCCUAUCCCCAGUCUACACUCUUUGGUAGAAUACCAUGUCUAUUCUCUAGCUGUAAGUUUUUGUCAAUAUUUUGUGCACUGCUAACCUUUGCAUUCCAGACUAUUUGAUUUAGAAUAUAUUUGAUAUUUCACAUUA